Phytophthora sojae is the source of this 648-nucleotide messenger RNA. RefSeq lists its product as hypothetical. The transcript has a single exon. The record is from RefSeq and is a predicted model, not a curated record. Gene Ontology annotation, molecular function: DNA binding. Lineage: Eukaryota; Oomycota; Peronosporomycetes; Peronosporales; Peronosporaceae. Gene Ontology annotation, cellular component: nucleus. Bases 1 to 648 code for a protein of 215 amino acids.
AUGCAGCGUGCCGGCUUCCCUGUGGGUCAAGCCCGGGCGAACAAGAUCUAUGCCAAGCUCCACGGAGCUACGACCCGUGCCGGAACCCCGUUCCACCAUUUAACGAAGGGCUGGUGUGGGCGCUUUCUGAGCCGCCACCCCGUGCUGACCACGCGAUCUGCGCAGAAGAUCACCCGCGUGCGUAACUCGGUCGACGCCGACUCCGUCCGCGACCUUUUCCACGCCAUAGCGAAGAGAGUGGUGGAGUUGCAGCUCUCCGCCGACCGCGUCUUCAACAUGGACGAGACGGCGUUCAUGCCGAAAGGCACGUCGAGAAGGGUGCUGGUGCUUAAAGGGUCGACUAAUGUCUGGAGCAAGGAAACCCAAGCCAACUUCCACAUGGCAGUGGUUGCAGCAGUGAAUGCCGCAGGAGUGGCUAUCACUCCGCUCCUUAUUCUGCCUGGAAAGCGGAUCUACAAGAGGGACAAGACUGCAAUCACCAUCAAGGGCGCCCGAGUUACCGGUACUUCGAAGGGAUUCAGUAACGGCAGCGUAUUCCGCUUGUGGCUAAAGCUCUUCGUGGAACAAGCUACAAUUCUCCAGGUGCAGUUUCCUGUGGUGCUGGUUCUGGACAAUAGCUGCACGCACCUCGAUCUCGGUACGUAUUGA